AGCUUCUAUGAUCUGCGUGUGUCUGCCCCGACCAGAGGAUGUAUCCACCGUCCAGAAAGGAUUUCAUCUCUCUGACUCUCAGUGAUCCUCACAGUCACGCCUACAACAACGGGAAACACCGCAGACAGUCCUGCUGGAGGAAAUGGAAGCAGCUGUCUCGGCUCCAGAGAAGCCUGAUCCUCUUCCUGCUGGCUCUGCUGCUGCUGUUUGGACUGCUCUCCUACCCCAGCAUCACACACCAGUGGAGAGGCCUCUCUGACAGGGAGGAGUGGCUGGAGCUGAACGACGGAGAGCUGAAGGAUCUUCCUGUAGAAGUGAAGUCCCUGUUGGACCAGGAGGCAGAUAAAGCCCCUCCUCCCCCUGUGGCGGGGCCCCACGUGGGCCCAGCUGUGGACCCAGAUGCUGGAGCUGUGGAGCCGGUGGUGGUGGUGGAGGAGCCCCGAGGACCAGCGGUCCCCAUUCUGCCCAAACCUCCCAUUAAUAAGAAUAAGAUCUUCCCAAACAAGAGAGGUCCACCGAGCCUGCAGAAAGAUGGAAAUGAAACCGGCGGCGGAGAGAAAAAACCAGUUCAAGAGGCGGUUCAGGAAGUAGAAGCAGAGGAGGACAAAGAGAAGAAGAUCGUCAGCUGGAGAGGAGCUCUGAUCGAGGCGGACCAGGCCUCUGAGCCUCCUCCAUCAGCUGGAGAGAGAGAAGCUGCAGCUCCUCCAGCUCCGGUUAACACCGCUGACGCCGUCCCACCAGAAGUUCCAGCGGUGGAGCGUCUGGAGGCGGUACGUGAAGCCUUCAGACAUGCCUGGAAAGGCUACAAGGCGUUCGCCUGGGGCCACGACGAGCUGAAGCCCAUCUCCAAGUCUUUCGGCGAGUGGUUCGGACUGGGGCUGACGCUCAUCGACUCUCUGGACACCAUGUGGAUCCUGGGCCUCAAAGAAGAGUUUGCGGAAGCGAAGGACUGGGUGGAGAAAGAGCUCUCCUUCGACAAGAAUGUGGACGUAAAUCUGUUUGAGACGACCAUCCGAGUCCUUGGAGGCCUGCUGAGCACCUUCCAUCUAACAGGAGACCAGCUCUUCCUGGACAAAGCUAAAGAUCUGGGCUCCAGGUUGAUGCCGGCCUUCAAGACUCCGUCAAAGAUCCCGUUCUCAGACGUGAACAUCGGGAAGGGGACGGCCCACCCGCCGCGCUGGACCUCUGACAGCACGCUGGCCGAGGUCACCAGCAUCCAGCUGGAGUUCAGAGAGCUGAGCCGCCUCACCCAGGACCCCCAGUACCAGGACGUGGUGAACGAGGUGAUGAAGCUGGUCCACAACCUGCCGGGGAAACACGACGGCCUGGUGCCCAUGUUCAUCAACACCAACAGUGGACAGUUCACCCAUAAAGGAGUGUUCACGCUGGGAGCCAGAGCAGACAGCUACUACGAAUACCUGCUGAAGCAGUGGAUCCAGGGAGGGAAGACGGAGGACGACCUGUUGGAGGACUACCUGCAGGCCAUGGAGGGAGUGAAGAAACACCUUGUGAGACAGACGGGAUCCAACAAGUUGACCUUUGUGGGAGAGUUGUCCCACAGCCGCUUCAACCCCAAAAUGGACCACCUGGUGUGCUUCCUUCCGGGGACCUUGGCUCUGGGGGCCCAUAACGGGCUCUCUGGAGACCACAUGGACCUGGCGGUGCAGCUGAUGGAGACGUGUCACCAGAUGUACGAUCAGAUGGAGACGGGGCUCAGUCCAGAGAUCGUCCACUUCAGCCUGCAGGCCAGCGACGGAAACAAGGUGGUGGUCAAGCCUGCAGACAGACACAACCUGCUGAGACCAGAAACAGUAGAAAGUCUCUUCUACAUGUACAGAUUCACUAAGGAGACCAAGUACAGAGACUGGGGCUGGGACAUCCUGCAGAGCUUCAACAACUACACCAAGGUCCCAGACGGCGGCUACACGUCCAUUAAUAACGUGCGGGACCCCUUGAACCCCGGGCCCCGGGACAAGAUGGAGAGCUUCUUCCUGGGUGAGACCCUCAAGUACCUUUAUCUUCUCUUCUCUGACGACUCGGAGCUGCUCAGUCUAGACAAGUAUGUUUUUAACACGGAGGCCCACGCCCUCCCGAUAUGGCCCUCUCCCCCCAAGUGAAGUCCCCGUAAAGGAGGUACAUGGGUACAGAUAUCAGGCCCCCAAUAAGUCCUGAAUGACUGUUAUUGGCCCUCAGUCAGGCUCCUGCAGCCGUCCUGGCCGGACCGCGUGGACCACCGUCCAACUGUACUGUGAUACGUUUCCAUGUGGAGGAGUUUAUCUCAUUUUUGUUCCUUUUUUUCUUUAUUUUUCCUAAGGAAAAGGUUUGUGUUAGAGCUGGUCUCUAAUGUAAAAAGUUUUUUUUUUUUUUUUUAAAUCAGCUCUGACUAGCUGGCUCCAACAGGAGACGAGAAAGAAGACGGUGAGAGAGUUUUAUUACUGGAGCGACUGGGAGAGUUAUAGUGUGUUUGUAUGUGGAAACAACAGUCAUGUCAUUGCGUCGGGAGGUGAAACUUCUCAUUGAUUCCUACAGAAGCAGGAGUCCACAGAUCCAUUAUGUUAACCCUUUGAUGCUCAACAUGGUCUAAAGUGACCCGACUAAGUUUUUAUGUUCUAUAUCUCUACAAUAAAUUAAUUACAUCAUUCAGCAUUGCAGGUUUUCCUCAAAUAACUUGUUUUUGAUCAUCAUACAUCCUAAUUUUUUGUUUUCAUUUCUUACUUUUUUAAUAAAAACCCUUUUUUUAUCACUACUCUUCUAAUGCACAAGGUGAUUUCUGACCCAUGUUGUGCAUUAGAAGGUGUUUAUAUGUUGUCACCAAUUUAAAACCUGACAAAGAAGACACAAAUAUUAACUAUGCUUUUUUGUUAAAUUGGUGUUUUUUCCAAUGGAAAUUAUUAUUUGGUGGCUCUAAUAAGUCUCAAAUGUUAAAAUAUGUGAUUCUAAUGUAAUCUGGUGGUUCUAACAACUCUUUUAAAGUUAAACCUUCAAAAUAAGACAAACAUAGUUACACAUUGUCUUUUUUUGGUCAUUUUGUGUCUUUUUUUUAAGUGAUUUUGUGUCCUUUUUGGUCAUUUUGUCUUUUUUAGUCCUUUUUUUAGUCAUUUUGUGUUUUUUUGUCAUUUUGUGUCUUUUUUUGGUCAUUUGGGGUUUUUUUGGCCAUUUUGUGUCUUUUUUUUGUCAUUUUGUGUCUUUUUUUUGGUCAAAACU
This is a messenger RNA of Centropristis striata (black sea bass), 3204 nucleotides long. It is a transcript of the gene man1b1a, whose product is annotated as mannosidase, alpha, class 1B, member 1a. The coding region runs from base 39 to 2117 and encodes 692 amino acids. Lineage: Eukaryota; Metazoa; Chordata; Actinopteri; Perciformes; Serranidae. The record is from RefSeq and is a predicted model, not a curated record. Gene Ontology annotation, cellular component: endoplasmic reticulum; membrane. Gene Ontology annotation, molecular function: mannosyl-oligosaccharide 1,2-alpha-mannosidase activity; calcium ion binding. The transcript is spliced from 13 exons. Gene Ontology annotation, biological process: carbohydrate metabolic process; N-glycan processing.